AUGGUUGUCAGACAGCCUUCCAGCCGAACGGAGUACUUCCGGCUCGAUCAGCAUGACUCCUUGCUUCCAGAAAUACGGCCAGAGGGAAUGCAGUUGAAGAAGGAUCCAAGAAGUGAAACGAAUGUGGAAGGGAAGGCCCGAGAAGUGACGGAGCACUCGGUCGAGUUGCUCGAGAAACUGAAUGAGCUGAGUCAGCUCCAGCACUCCAUGGAGACUGAGCUUUCACCCUGCACUCCGCGGAUGCGAGGGCUGGAUGUGCUUAACAACACCUUCAACGAAUCCGAUCGCUGUGCUGGCAAGGCACUGGAAGCCCAAUGUUUUGCAGCUGCAGUCGCAGCAGCUAGAGCUGCCACACACUCUUUGACCCAGCCAGUUGAUAAAGCAAUGUCUGAAUCCCACGGGAGUGGCUUCACUGGUGGUGGCCCACUGCCGCCACUGGGCCUCCAAGCAAACUGUCACGACUGGAGCAACCCAAAUCAAGACCACUCAACCCGAGUGGCCCGAGCUCAUGCGAUCCCAAACCGUACACCAGACAAAAGUUUUGAGGUCACGCUCGGGUUCCUCACGCCUGAUGUUUCGAGAUGUGGAACUCCUUUUCAAACUCCGCGGGCUGAAGCACCUUCCCCUGAGCGGACAACCUCCGAUUUGGUUGCUCCCAGUGCAAGGGUCGGAGCACUCGAAACAAAUCAGAGCCCCAGGAGUGGCCGCUGUUUGUCGCUGUCUGGAAGCCCUGCAGAUGGGUCUCUAUUGGUGAACCAACAUGACGCAGGGCUUGAAGAUCAGAGAGCCUGGCAGGGAUGGCACCUGCAAGCAACGCCUGGUGGUGCCUUCUACUACCAUCACCCUGCAUCAGGGGUUAGUCAAUGGGACGUACCUCGAGAGCUCAUCAAUGUCAUUGGUCAUUGGUGCGAGGUCAGCGAUGGGCAUUUACCUUUCUGGUUCAAUGAAACCCUUGGUGCUUCUUGCUGGAAUGACCCACGUGAGUGCAGAAGUAUUCAUGAGGCGGCGCUGGACGGCAACCUUGUUUACAUCCACUUCUACCUCACUGCUGGGGGCUAUGUUGACGCAACAAAUCCCAAGGGCCGCUCAGCUCUUCAUCACGCCUGCGCGGCCGGGCAGACAGAGGUGAUAGCGCUGCUGUUGUCGCACCAGGCAGAUGUUCACCUUGGUGAUCGUGGCCUUUGCUCGCCAUUGCACUGGGCAUGUCGUUACGGACAUGCUUCAGCAGUCCAGCUUUUGCUACAGGCUAGUGCUGACCCAGAUGCGGGGAAUAUGAUUGGCGACACACCGGCCCACGAGGCUGCUUCACAUGGACAGGUCGAUGCGCUACAGCGACUCCUGUGGGCUGGGGCAAAUGUGUUCGUACAAAAUGCUGAGUCACGCAAGGCAUCCCAAGUGGCAGCAGUCAGGGGCUGGUUCGAGGCACAGACUAUGUUGGAAGAUGCAGAGGAUGAGCGUCCCACUUGGCAACGAGCGGAAGAUGCGAAUGGAGAGGGCCGCAGGACACAAGUUGUGGUAGCUACCUAG
Durusdinium trenchii is the source of this 1527-nucleotide messenger RNA. Lineage: Eukaryota; Dinophyceae; Suessiales; Symbiodiniaceae. The record is from the annotation of a GenBank genome assembly.